UCUCCUAGUUUCUAUUUGGAUCUUUUCACUUCUACUCUCAAUGCCUAUAAUUUUGUAUUCGAAAAGAAUGCCCCAUCCUCACAUGAAAGGAAAAGAUUCCUGUAUGUUGGAUUGGCAGGACGUGAGAGAAGUUCCAAUAUAUAUCAUUUAUAUCUUUGUUCUCGGGUUUGCGAUUCCACUAUGUUUUAUAUCCACAUUUUAUACCUGUGUAAUUAUUCAUAUGAAAAGCGCCGGACCAGCAAAACGACAGAGAUCAAAGGAACAGCUCAGAUAUCAUAGAAAAAUCACAUACCUUGUUUUGGCCAUCAUCUUGUCGUAUAUCAUUUGCUGGUUACCUUAUUGGAUUUUCCAGAUAGUUUUUGUCGUGUUCUUUAUGUCAAAAACUGUCGCAAACACAGUAGUGAUUUUACACAUAUGUACAGUCUUAAUGUACUCUAACAGUAUGGUCAAUCCUUUUUUGUAUGCAUUUAUCAACAAAGACUUUCGAUAUAGAUUUAGAGAGGUGUUUCAGUCACAGUGCCUUGUGAAGAAAUGUAGCGGAACUACCUCUACGAAGGACAAUGGCAAUUCAAUGGAACUUGAUUCGUUGCAAAGACAUGCUUGUAAUGAUAUUGAGGAAAAACAGAAUUAGCAAAAUAAAUAACACUGACAAAAAUAGAGGCAAAUUAAAAAAAAUGUAUGUAAAAAGUCAGGGGAAUGGAGAAAUAGCACUAAAUUAAUGAAGAAUAAAAAGAGAGAAUUUUCUGAUUAAUCUGCCUUAACAUCUGUUGUUUCAGUUUGACUGAAACUUGAUGAUUGUGGAUUUGAUUUAUUGGAACUAAAUUGCUUAUUUUUGAGGUAUGUUGCCAAUAUUUAUGUAAUGCAAUACAGAAGUGUUUUGUAUAGGAAAUCAGAUAGGGUUAACAUAAUA
Molecule: messenger RNA, 910 nt
Organism: Saccostrea cuccullata (small rock oyster)
Lineage: Eukaryota; Metazoa; Mollusca; Bivalvia; Ostreida; Ostreidae
Product: somatostatin receptor type 2-like
Exons: 1
Biological process (GO): G protein-coupled receptor signaling pathway
Cellular component (GO): neuron projection; plasma membrane
Molecular function (GO): peptide binding; G protein-coupled receptor activity
Source: RefSeq, a predicted model, not a curated record